AUGUCUGAAGAGGCCGAAGAUUGGAAGAUAUCAUUCACAGCUGAAUGGAACAAGAGGAAGUCAUCAAGGUUGCCAUCAAAUGCAGUCUUUCCUUUGGCUGAGAACCCUUUCGGCUCUGCAGAAAUUCUUGCCAUGGCGGAGGUUUUACUAUCUGGGAAGUUAACAAUGGGAGAAAACGUCUCUGAAGCUGAAGAAUUGUUUGCUCGAACAGUUUCUGUACCAUAUGCUUGCAUGGUCAACAGUGGGAGUUCUGCAAAUCUCCUUGCAUUAGCAUGCUUAAAACAUCGCUUCAUGGAAGCAAAUCAAAACUGGGAAAUUUUGAUACCAGCUGUAUGUUGGUCAACGAGUCUUUUCCCCAUUGUUCAGCAGGGAUUUACUCCAAGGUUUGUUGACGUUGAUCCCAGGACGAUGAAUAUGUCCCUUCAAAGCUUGCAAAACGCGAUGAACCCAAAUGUCAAGGCAAUCAUGGCCGUGCAUGUUCUUGGUAACUCGAUUUGCAUGCAAGACUUGAUGAAUUUUGUUAAACAACAUGAUUUGGUUUUGAUUGAAGAUACUUGUGAAUCUCUUGGAUCUUACUGCUGUGUUGAUGGUGAGAAAUGCAUGCUUGGUACAUUAGGAUCGUUCGGGACAUUCUCGUUUUACUUUUCCCAUCACAUAACUUCAGGUGAAGGAGGAAUGUUGGUUUGUCAAAAUGAAGCAGAUUACAAUCUUGCGGUCUGUCUCAGAGCACAUGGUUGGUCAAGACAACUCAGCAACAAAGAAGCUAUUGAGAAACUAUACCCUGAUAUCGACCCUCGCUUCCUUUUUCUGAACGCAGGGUACAAUCUAAGACCAAUGGAAGUACAAGGAGCAAUGUUAAAGGUUCAACUGGCAAGGCUAAGUGAAUUCAAUGAAUGCCGGCGAAACAACUUUCGCCGUAUCUCAGAAGCUAUCAAUAGCAGCCCAGGACUUCGAGGCAAAAUCCAGUUGAUGGAAGCUUCAGAUGGAACUGAUCCUGCAUGGUUCGGUCUUGCCUGUUUGUUGUGUCCCACGUACACUCAUCAGCUCAAAGACUUUCUUGCAUAUUUGAUUGAAAUGGGUGUUGAAAACAGACCAAUCAUAAGCGGCAAUUUUCUUCGACAACCCUUUGUCAAGCAGAACUUAUCUCCGCUGAAUCCGUCUGAUUUUCCGGGUGCUGAGGUCGUGCAUUCAGCAGGAUUCUUUAUUGGAAUUCACCAGAUCCCGAUUCCUGACGAAAGAAUUACUGAGUUGAUUCGGACAUUUCAAUCAUUCAGCUUCCGUGAAUUGUGA
This is a messenger RNA of Guillardia theta CCMP2712, 1290 nucleotides long. RefSeq lists its product as hypothetical. NCBI's taxonomy places the organism in Eukaryota, Cryptophyceae, Pyrenomonadales, Geminigeraceae. The transcript has a single exon. The record is from RefSeq and is a predicted model, not a curated record. Gene Ontology annotation, biological process: polysaccharide biosynthetic process. The coding region runs from base 1 to 1290 and encodes 429 amino acids. Gene Ontology annotation, molecular function: pyridoxal phosphate binding; transaminase activity.